This is a messenger RNA of Danio rerio (zebrafish), 1123 nucleotides long. NCBI's taxonomy places the organism in Eukaryota, Metazoa, Chordata, Actinopteri, Cypriniformes, Danionidae. The record is from RefSeq and is a predicted model, not a curated record.
AUUUCCUGUGGGAGGAGGAAGGGUGAGGCUGUGCUGCAAACCCAUCUCGCAGUUCACCGACCACACACACAUUUUACACUCACACCCGGACUGGGGACACGCCGAGAAGGGCGAGCUGGACUCUCUGCCCUAGUUCAGCCAUUUAUUACCAGCAUUAUCCACUAUUUGACUCUUUUAUGCAAGAGAAUCGAGCGUUUUUGUACUUUUCAACCAGCUGUUGAUUCAAAGUGGACCACGGAAACAAAGCAGACACGGCAACCGGACUGCUGGACCAAACGCGACUUUCCCUGGCAAAUGUGGUUUUAUUUGUGAUUUUCUUGGAUGAAUCACGCGUGUUAAGAUGGACGUAAGGCUGCUCCUGAUUUCAGUUCUGCUUGGACUCAGCAGGGCACAACAAGAUGGUAAUGAAUGCACCAAGGCUUCGGCCCAGUCCUGUGGCGAAUGCAUUCAGGCCGGAGAAAAGUGUGGCUGGUGUACAGAUGAGGGCUUUCUGAAACAGGGAGAGCAGAAAUCCACACGCUGUGAUGAAAUCGAGGCUCUGGAGAAAAAGGGCUGUUCCAAGGCCAGCAUUGAAAAUCCUCGUGGAAAGAUAACCAUCGUCAAGAACCAGCCUGUGACAAACCGCACAAAAAAUGGAGCAAAACUGAAGCCAGAUCAGAUCACCCAGAUUCAGCCUCAGCAGCUCAGCCUGAACCUCAGAUCGGGCGAAGCGCAGAAGUUUACUCUGAAAUUCAAGAGGGCUGAGGAUUACCCCAUAGACCUCUACUACCUGAUGGACCUCAGCUACUCUAUGAAAGAUGAUUUGGAAAACGUCAAAAACCUGGGAACCGACCUGAUGAAAGAAAUGCAAAAGAUCACCUCUGACUUCAGGAUUGGCUUCGGUUCUUUUGUGGAGAAAACUGUGAUGCCAUACAUCAGCACGACUCCGGCCAAACUGCUGAACCCCUGCACGUCAGACCAGAACUGCACCAGUCCGUUCAGCUAUAAGAAUGUGCUGAGUUUGACCGAUGACGGCUCUCAGUUUAAUAGCUUGGUGAGCAGGCAGCAGAUCUCAGGAAACCUGGACUCACCCGAGGGAGGCUUCGAUGCCAUCAUGCAAGUGGCUGUCUGUGGGAUUACUUAA